GAGAGAGAGUAGCAUUAAUGCUUCGGGCUUUCCGUCGCUUUGGAGAUUGUAGUGUGUGAUUGAGUGAAUGUUUUAGGGUAGGUUUGACAAAUCAAAAAGAUGGUUAUCGUUGUCACUCGUCACUGCAUUAUCCAGUUUUUUCUUGGCCUUUGUUUUUCUUAAAAAAAAUUUGAAAAAAUCUUGCUUGCAGAGUAGAAGGAAAGAGCGGAAGUAGGGGAUAAUGGGGGAGAUUUGAUGCCAUUAAUGGGUUAGAUAGGUUUUAAUUGUACUAAAGGAAAAGUCUUUAACGAGUGAGAUCUACUCUCUUUAAAUUUUUCCAAGUGUGUUUCACGGGUUGCACAGAGACUCACAGAGAGGGAGAGGGAGAGGGAGAAGGAGCUUUUUCCUUUUUCCUGUUGUUCAUCUUCUUUCUUUCUGCUUUGAGUUUUUUUUUCUCUUUCUUUCUGCUUUAUUUUAGGAAGAACCUGAUUCUCUUAACACGAGGAAGCGAAUUACUUUUCUACCUUUCUUUCUUCUUCUUCUUCUUCUUCUUCUUUUAUCGAUCUCUGUUUGCCUUCGGUCUCUGCUAUCUCUCUCUUAGCUUCUCCGAGAGAAAUAGAGAUCUUCCUCGGCUUGUACUCUCUGCUCUUCAAGAUAAAAGAGAGAGGCGGAGAGAUAUCUGGCGAAACAAAAAAAAGCCCAAACGCCAUUUUUUCGCAUUUCGCUUAACAACUAACACAACAAAAACUUCCAUUCUUCUGUCCCUCUCUCUCUCUUCUUCAUUACUCCUGCUGGUUUCAUUGCUUUUAAAUUGAAUUUAUUCCCUUCUUUCAUUUCAUUGAAGAAGCUCAAAUUUUGAAGAGUAAAAGAGUGACAGAACAAGAAGAGAAGAUCUGGGUUUGGCUUAUUUUCGCUGGAUUUUCUUGGGCCUUUGAAGAGGUAGAGGCAGAGAAGGUGGUGAUGGUGUUGUUAAUGGGUUAAAAUGAUUGAAAGAUGAUAGAAAUGAACAAGAAUAAAGACGUCAGGCCAAGAGCCAGUCGGUUCUCAAGACAACAGAUUAAGCAAUCUGGACAAAAGCUUCUCUCUGGUUUGAAUGGUGGUGAUUUUGUUGUUUCUUGGGAGAAAUCGAAGAGAAUUAAAAGGUUGAGUGCUGUUAAUAAUAAUAAUAGUGAAAGUAAUAAGGGGAGUUGUAGUUACGACGUGGAGGAAGAAAAGAAGUGUGAGAUGGGAGGUGGUGAAGGUUGUGACGUGUUUGAUAAAGAAGUUCUUCAAGCACCUUCCGCUACUAUUGGUAUUGCAAGUACUAGCAACAAGAAAUUCAAGCUUCCCAGAAAGCAGCUUAUUGAUGAUUGCAAUGGUGUUGUUCCGAGGAAGCUACGGUCAGCCAUGAAGAAACGCAAUCGCGAAUCUGUCUCCCCACCUUUUCCAGAUUCAAAGAAGCUAAGCCACACUCAUGGUGGGGUGGAAUCACUGAAAAGGGAUGGUUUAAAGAAAUUGGGAUUGAAAGUGACACAACCAGGGCCAGACUGGUCCAGUAAACAGAGUGUCUGUGGGCCAAUAACCAAAGAUGAAGAAGAAGUUGUGGAGACCUUGUAUUCUUUGGCUGGGAUGUUUGCCAAUAAUGAAGAACCCAAAAAUGAUUGUAAAUUGGGCAAUGCUUCUUUGGAUGCGAGUCGUUCAACUUUGCAAGAACGUAGUGAGAGUGAUUCCCCUAUUAUUGAAGCCGUAAAAGAGGACUUGAACUCAAUUUGCCUUCCGAGAAUUGAUGAGGCUGCUGAGGAAACAUGGCAUGUGGAAACUGCCAAAGUUGAUUGUUUGAACGAGCCUAGUUUUCAAGAAUGGCCUACUUUGUCUAGCGAUAAAGUCCAAGGUGAAUUAGGUAGUUGUGUUGCUCAAGUGAAUCUGCCCACUAUGUUUGCUAAACAGGAGGAGCUAAAGCCAUUGUGUGAUUCUUUCAAUCUCUUCAUUGCCCCUGAGCAAUAUCAGGACACUGUCAAAGUGAAGCAGUCCACACAGUUGGAGACCUCACUCGAGAGAAAGCCAGACAUUGCCUUGGGGCUGACAGCAACUGUAAGUCAACAGGAUCAACGACAUACAAUCUGUCAAUCCAAGACCAAUGGUCCAGCGUUGUGGCCAGGUUUGUCUUCAACUGUAUCAAGUGGUGCAUGCAAUUAUGGAUCUUCAUCACAAUCUUCUGCCACCAAAUUUCCUUCUUGGAUGGAUACUGAUUGUGGUGCUACCAGGCCCAGUUCAUUCCAAAAAUGUUCUUCUACUGGAAAGGCUUCUAAAGUCAAUACUGGUAAAAGAUCAUGGAAGAGGUCCUCAACCCAUGUUUAUAUAAGUCGUCUCAUUCGGGUUUUACAAAUUCCAGAGAGCAGAGAUAGCUUGCCUCUGCAUCUGAAUCAACUGAGGCCACAUGAUAUAUUAAGGCAAGGUGUAUUUAUGACAAUAAACAACUUCAAUGGCAACAGGAAUGGUUUGAAUGGCGCUACACCUUCUAGAGCCAUAGUUAACAUGACUGACAAGAAUUCAAAUCAACGACAAAGACUCCAUCAAGAUCAGCCACAGACUCCUCCUGGCGUGUACAAUUCUCAGAAGCAGACUUUCAAUUUCUUGUCUUUGUCAACUGGCGGGGGCAGCCUGGAAGCUAAUAACAUUUCUAAUGGAGUUGGAAAUAGGUCUGAACAAUCAGCUCAGCAGAAAUUUCCUUACCUGCACUCACAUUUGCAGCAGCAACAUUCCACACUCGCGAGUUUCCCUAUGUCCCAAGCAUAUUGCACAUCCUCAUCUUACCCUGAUCAACCUGCAGCACAGCAGGCCCGGGUUCUACAACCUCCCUACUUUGGCAACUUGUAUUGUGGUUCUCGUACAAGUCCUUCAGGAUUUGCAAAGCAGCAACAGAAGCAGCAGCAGGAGCAUCAGGAGCAACUACAACGGCUUUGGGAAGCUCAGCUUGCAGCAGCUCAAUACAGGACGUCUGCAAAUUCCACCACCAUGACUCAGUUUCCGAACUGGCAAAAUGUAAGGCAAGUCUCGCCUACACAGAUAUCACGUGCCCAACCCACCAUCCCUACUUUGUCGUCUCAAGAAGCACUGGGUCCCAAGUACGCUCAGAUCUCUCAACAGCAGCUUAUGACCAUUACUACAUUGCCUCAUGCUAGGGUCAGAAGACAAGACCACCAUCUCUCUUCUGUUUAUGAAGAAACUGGAGGUGGGUUUCGAACUGUUGGUGCACUGCCAUUGCAAUUACUCUGUAAUGAUCGUCUAUGAAUUCUAGCCAUUAUCUAUCAGAUUGAUUGGCAGAGAUAUUAUUUGAUUCGUUGUGUUAAUACCUGCCACUUCUCAGCACUGUCAAAUAGGGAAUAAACUAGAAGCCAAGUUGUUCUUUGGGUGUUAGAUUAAAAUGGGGAAGAAAGCAGGCAGGGGAAGUUAGAUGCUAGUGGAAUUAGCAUCCAGGGCUUAUUAUCUGAAAGUGGGUGAGGACAUUUUGUACUGUCGCCUUUUCACUCGACGGAUUGACUCGUGUGACUUGAGUAA
Molecule: messenger RNA, 3516 nt
Organism: Populus nigra (black poplar)
Lineage: Eukaryota; Viridiplantae; Streptophyta; Magnoliopsida; Malpighiales; Salicaceae
Exons: 12
Coding region: 973-3249 (758 amino acids)
Source: RefSeq, a predicted model, not a curated record